AUGAAUUCACAGCGGUCGGAGUAUCGCUCAUUGGCAGGUGGCGGCGAAGGGGGCCGGCGUCCACCAAUUCCCCGGAGGUCCGCCCCCCCAGAAGAAACGGAUGAUGUGAAACAAUCUCUGCUUCGCUACGUAGAUUUGGGCGGAAUGCGUGUGGAGGAACAAAUCCAGCGCGAGAAACUAGUGGAGGCUGUGGCCAUCAAAGAGGGCGUAGAAGAUUUGCGGGCGGUGGCGGAGGACUUUGCAUUACUAGUGGAACAGCAGCAGGAGCCCCUUGACGCCGUAAGGGUUAACGUAACUGCUGCGUUGGACAGCGUCGCUGCGGGUAGGGAACAGAUUGCCGAAGCCUCUGAGCGCAAUGCAAGCUCGAGGAAGCUUUUCUGUUUCUUCCCCAUUUUCUUAACAAUUGUUGCAAUUGGCUCGCUCGUUGCUCUCUUCUUCAAGGGGAAGAUUUAUAAAAACACCUGA
This is a messenger RNA of Trypanosoma brucei brucei TREU927, 465 nucleotides long. RefSeq lists its product as hypothetical. The record is from RefSeq and is a predicted model, not a curated record. The transcript has a single exon. NCBI's taxonomy places the organism in Eukaryota, Euglenozoa, Kinetoplastea, Trypanosomatida, Trypanosomatidae. The coding region runs from base 1 to 465 and encodes 154 amino acids.